Molecule: messenger RNA, 994 nt
Organism: Mya arenaria
Lineage: Eukaryota; Metazoa; Mollusca; Bivalvia; Myida; Myidae
Exons: 3
Coding region: 127-708 (193 amino acids)
Molecular function (GO): heme binding; oxygen binding
Source: RefSeq, a predicted model, not a curated record
AUGAUAGCGACUUAAUAGGCAUCCUUUCCAAUAACGUGGUUUUAGUAACUGCAGUAUAUAAAUUUUGUUUUUAUACUAAUCUACAAUAAAGCUGUAUAUAAUUUGAAAUAUUUUUAAAAUAAAAAAAUGCCAUUACUCAAACGCAUUAAAAGGUUUGUGACUGGAUCUUCACAAACUAGUGAAUUGAAACUUGCUGUGAAAAGAUGUAACAAUAAGGACACUUUAACCUCUUUCGAUCCUCAAAGUCCACCGCCUGAAAUUAGUGAGCGAGAUAUUGAGAUUCUUCAAGAUAGCUGGAAAAUAGUGCAACAGAAUGUUGCAGAAGUUGGAAUUAUUACGUUUGUUGGACUGUUUGAGACCCAUCCAGAAGUCCACGAUGCUUUUAUGUCAUUCCGAGCAGUUAACACGUCUGACCUUGAAUACAACGCCAUUCUUCGUAAACAUGCGCUAAGAGUAAUGGGGACCGUAGACAAGUGUAUUAAUAGACUUGACAACAAUUUCAAGUUAUGCGAGCUCAUGACGGAGUUGGGAAUUCGGCACAAGAACUACUCAGUAAAAAUUGAAUUUAUCGAUCUAAUGGGCCCCCAGUUCAUCAGCUCAAUCAAGCCCCAUUUGGAAACAAUGUGGACAGACGAACAUGAGAAAGCCUGGGAGAAUUUAUUCAAGCUUAUGUGCUACUACAUGAAAAAGGGAAUGUGUAGUAUAUGAUAAAGGUGUUACAGUUGAAUUUGCGGGCAGCGCCUUGACUUUUAAACCUUUGGUCGUGUAUUCACACUUGUAUUUGUGAAUAGCAUUUUAAGCACUUACACCAUACUAACUACUAUUCCUUGCAAAGACGUUAUAAUCUGAAGCAAUUGAAAGAUACAUGAAUGAAAAUAAAAUAUAAUAAAUUGUAGUUUGUGCACAACUCCGGUCAAGUUUUGUCUGAUACAAAAAUUACUUUAGUGCUGCAGUAAAACUGCGGUAGCACGAGGACGCCGGGGUCCGAGCUGAA